AGUUAGGGAUCCAGCCUCCUUCACUGAGGACUAAUCAAUAGACAAAAGUGUGUGUGUGAGUGUGUGUGUGCGUGAAUGCGUGUGUGUGUGUUGGGGGUAGGAGGGAGGUUAAUGAAGUGGGUACAGGAGAGGAGCACACUAACACACACAGAGGCACACACACAGUCACAGCCUUUCCUGACUCGAGCGACCCUGUCCACUCCGCGCCACGUCCCUCAGCGGCGACUCCUGUAGGACGACGAGGUUCUUCUGCUUCUGCCCCAGCGUGUCUGUCAGAGGCGCAGUGCUCAAGUCACUCAAAAGAGCUCAACGCCUGGUGUCUGUAGAAAGUUCUGGGCGUGUGUUGGAGGACUCUGAGCGGACAGAUGCUGCUGCUGGGCUGCGGAGCGUCCGGCGGUGUUCCGUGCGUCGGUGUUCCAUCCGGCGGUGUUCCGUGCAGUGGACGGGAGCGUUCGGUGCGCUGGGAUUGGAGUCGGACUGGGAGAGCGAUGGCAGCCUGGGUCAUCCUAUCAGCCUGCAUGUGCUACAACACACACGCUCAGAUGAGGAUCCCACCAGAGACGGUGCAGGAUUGGGCCAACACACUUGGGCGUCAGCUCGUCGCCUUGACAGCCAGAUACUCCGGAGCCCUCCUCCUGCAGAAGAAGUAUAAGGACAUUGAGCCCAUCGUGAAGAUGGAGGAGGUUGACGGAAAUGAGCUGGUGCAGAGCUUCGCCGAGGAGAUGGAGAGGAUGCUGGGCAGGAAGAUGAAGUCUGUCAAGAGAUUGGCUGAGGCUGCCGAAGAUGCUGACCUGUACCAUGAAUUCAACGCCACUUUGGGGUUUGACUACUACAACUCAAUGCUGAUCAACACAAUGGAUGACGAGGGCAACUACAUCGAGCUGGGCGGAGAGUUCGCCCUCGAGGAGAACGAGCACUUCAACAAGCUCCCCGUGAACACACAGCAGAGCAACAUACAGGUGCCCACCAACGUGUACAACAAGGACCCUGAUAUCCUGAAUGGGGUGUACAUGUCUGAGGCUCUCAACGACAUCUUCAUCAGCAACUUUGAGAAGGACCCGACUCUUACCUGGCAAUACUUUGGUAGCUCCACAGGAUUCUUCAGACUUUACCCUGGCAUUAGGUGGACACCAGAUGAGAAUGGAGUCGUCACCUUUGAUGCUCGGAAUCGUAACUGGUACAUCCAGGCCGCCACCUCCCCGAAGGACAUCAUCAUCGUGGUGGACAUCAGCGGGAGCAUGAAGGGGCUGCGUCUGACCAUCGCCAAGCACACCAUCAACACCAUCCUCGACACGCUCGGCGAGAACGACUUCGUCAACGUCAUCGCCUACAGUGACUAUGUGCGGUACGUGGAGCCCUGCUUCAAAGGCACGCUGGUGCAGGCUGAUCUGGACAACCGAGAGCACUUCAAGCUGCUGGUUGAGGGGUUGCAUGUGAAAGGAGAAGGGAAAGUCAAGAAGGCCAUGAAGGAAUCCUUCCGCGUCCUCAACCAGGCGGCUACGUUGGGGGUGGGUAGUCUGUGUAAUCAGGCCAUUAUGCUGAUCACAGACGGAGCCAUGGAGGAUUUCCAGCAGGUGUUUGCAGAUUUCAACUGGCCAGAUCGCAGGGUGCGCGUCUUCACCUACCUGAUAGGACGGGAGCUCACCUUUGCAGAGAAUGUCAAGUGGAUCGCCUGCAAUAACAAAGGUUACUACACCCACAUCUCCACCUUGGCUGACGUUCAGGAGAAUGUCAUGGAGUAUCUCCACGUCCUGAGCCGACCAAUGGUCAUCAACCACGACCAUGACAUCAUCUGGACUGAAGCCUACAUGGACACUGUGCUCUUCAGCUCUCAGGCCCAGAGUCUGCUGCUGAUGACAUCGGUGGCCAUGCCUGUGUUCAGCAAGAAAGAGGAGACGCUGUCCCACGGCAUCCUGCUUGGGGUGGUGGGCACUGACGUUCCUCUGAGAGAGCUGAUGAGGCUGGCCCCAAGAUACAAGCUAGGAGUCCAUGGGUAUGCCUUCCUCAACACCAAUAACGGAUACAUCAUGUCUCACCCUGACCUGAGGCCACUGUAUAAGGAGGGGAAGAAGCUGAAACCCAAACCAAACUACAACAGUGUGGACCUGUCUGAGGUGGAAUGGGAAGACACAGAGCAGAUACUGAGAACUUCUAUGGUGAAGGGGGAAACAGGAACUCUGUCUCUGGACGUCAGAGCCACAGUGGAGAAAGGGAGACGAGUUAUUUUUCUGAAGAACGACUACUUCUACACCGCCAUUAAGGAGACACCAUUCAGUUUGGGAAUGGUGUUGACUCGUGGCCAUGGGGAGUUCAUCUUCCUGGGAAACGUUUCCGUGGAGGAGGGUCUGCAUGACCUAACGGCCUAUGACGUGUCCAUAGCCAAUGAGUGGACGUACUGUGAGACGGACAUUGACCCGCACCACCGCAAGUACACACAGCUGCAGGCCGUCAUCCGCUACCUCAUGGGGAAGGAACCUGAACUGGAGUGUGAUGAGGACCUGCUGCGUCAGACGCUGUUUGAUGCCGUGGUAACGGCUCCCAUGGAGGCCUACUGGACCGCCAUCAUGCUGAACGUCUCUGGUAUUGAUGAGGGAGUUGAGACGGCCUUCCUGGGGACCCGCUCUGGACUCAUGCGACUCAUCAGAUUCGUCGGCCCUGAGAAACGUGUUGGAAAGAAGUUCUUGUCUGCAGCGGAUAAGGAGAACAUCUUCACUCUGGACCACUUCCCCCUCUGGUACCGCCGUGCUGCAGAGUACCCAGCCGGAAAGUUCCUCUACUACCUGCCCAAGGAGGACACCAGAGAUGUUUUCAGGGAUUAUGAGUCCGAUUAUAGCGCCUCCAUCAGGCCGGAGGACCUUGAACUGGAGGACGAGGAUGGAGAGAUGAUCGUGAUCGCCACCAGUGCAGUGACCGUGACCGUGGACAAGAAGGUGGCCAUCGCUGGAGCCAUUGGCGUUCAGAUGACCCUGGAGAUGCUGGAGAAUAGGGUUUGGUCCAUUGCUACACAGCCCAACGACACGGAUUGUUCUGGAGUUGAAGGCCUAUGUCCACUCAGCUGUAGUAUGAAUGAGAUAAAUUGCUAUGUGACUGACAGCAAUGGCUUCGUCAUUGUCUCCAAGGACCGAAGUGACGUGGGGCGCUUCUUUGGGGAAGUUGAUGGGUCUGUCAUGGCUCAGCUGCUGCGGAUGGGCAUGUUCAAACGGGUAUCGCUGUAUGACUACCAGGCCAUGUGUAAGGUUGGCACCCACUCUGCCAGCAGUGCUCGGCCACUUCUUAGUCCCUUCUAUGGUAUUUUGGGAGUCCUGAAGUGGUUUCUCUCCAACUUCAUGCUGUUCCUGUUGGACUUCAAUUUCUGUGGCCUUUGGCAUUCAGACCAGUUUGUGGACGCUGGAACGUUUCAUGCCACCAAUAAGAAGAAGUCAGGGGACAUUCUGCAGCCGUGUGACACUGAGUAUCCCAGUUUCGUCUACGAGCCAUCUAUCAAGGAGACCAACAGUGUCAUCAAAUGUGGACGCUGUCAGAAGGUGUUUGUGAUCCAGCAGAUCCCUGAUAGUAACCUGCUGAUGGUUGUGGUGCAGGCGGACUGUGACUGCUCACGCCAGUAUGGGCCGAUCACCAUGAACCCCAAAGAGGUCAAAUAUAACGCAACAGUGAAGUGUGAGAGGAUGAAGUCGAUGAAGACUCGCCGGCGCCCCGAGUCUUGUCACGCUUACCAUCCUAAGGAAAAUACCAAGCACUGUGGGGGAGCGUCUGCCAUCUCGCUGUGUGUGUCCCUCUUUGUGCUCUGCCUGUGCACUACUCUCCUGGGUAUACGGUGACACACACACACACACACACACUCCCACAUUUCCAGGAGCUUCUGGGAGAUGCCCACAGGGCAAAGGCACGCUUGCAUGAUGUCAUACACACUGCUUCAUUUAAUCCCUCUGCAAAGGAUUGCUUAUUUUCACCUGAAAGACUUGUGUGGUCAUAUACACACACACACACACACACACACACACACACACACACACAGAAGAGGAAAUCCAGAGAUGGUGUGUGUUUGAUGUGGGUCACUCUUGAUUCUUGUCCUCACACACGAACACACACACACACACACACACACAGAAGAGGAAAUCCAGAGAUGGUGUGUGUUUGAUGUGGGUCAGUCUUGAUUCUUGUCCUCAGAUAGAGACACACGAACACACACACACACACACAGAGAGAGACACGGUGACAAAGACUCUAGCUUCAUGGCCUUGUUUGGUCAAUGCUGUCCCAUCCCACUGGACGAGUCCUAAUAAGGAUUGUGUUUCCUGUUUCACACAUAGCCAAUCAUCUGUCUGAACUCUGGGUCCUCCUUAGGACACGUAUAUAAGGAUUGUGUUUCCUGUUUCACACAUAAUCAUCUGUCUGAACUCUGGGUCCUCCUUAGGACACGUAUAUAAGGAUUGUGUUUCCUGUUUCACACAUAAUCAUCUGUCUGAACUCUGGGUCCUCCUUAGGACACGUAUAUAAGGAUUGUGUUUCCUGUUUCACACAUAGCCAAUCAUCUGUCUGAACUCUGGGUCCUCGUUAGGACACGUAUAUAAGGAUUGUGUUUAUUCUGCAUGUGGAAUUCCCUUUAUCUAUGGGGUUAAUGGGCGGACUAGAUUUGGAUAUCCAAUCAGACUCCUUGCAAGGACUUGACCCUCAUCCCAUUAUGUUUUGUGUCGACUUCCACGCCAUCAGGACACAAACAUGUCUUAUGCCUGAGUCAUGUUCCCUACGUAUAAAAAACAACAUGUCCGUUUCAAACGUCGGUCUGUUUUGUCCAUCUGUGACCUUUUGUGCAAUAUCGUGGAUGAAACGAAUGCAGAGUGUGUAUGUGUAUAUGUAUGUGCAUUCGUAUUUAACAUUGAUCAUAAAUUAGCCUUUAGCCUGUAGAUCGCUGUGUGUGUGUAGGUUUAAGUUAAAUCCCCCCUGUUGACUGGCCAUUGAGGAGACUGUAUUUGUGUAUAGUGUGUACUGUAUGAGGACCCUAUAGACAUUCCUAGUGUCCUCAACACCACAUCCCUCCCCUCUCCAGAUCAUCCUGAGCUGCCAAGAUGUCUCCUAGUCCGUUUUUGACCUUUCAUCUUAGCCGUUCAGAGGUCACUUUGCUCUAAUGUCUAUUGUGCAAUGCCAAUCCAGCACGAUGUCAUAGAUUCCGGUGUGAUGUCAUUCAUUUGGAGGUGAUGUCACAGAGGUCGAUGUUAUGUUAUGUCACGCACACACUGGCUUUCUCCCACUUCACCCUUAGUGUGUUGUAUUGGCCAUGAAGUCUUGCAAAAUGCUGUGACGUCUCCGACAGGAUACCAUAACAUCUCACCAAGAACAAUAAGUAGAACUGCAACGGCAAAAAAUAUCCCUCUAGCGCUAUAGUAAUGGUUCUUGGUGUGAGCGGCCCUUUAGGAUGCUCCACCACGGGCCUUCUGGGGCUUCCCUGUGGAUGGAGAGACUGGAGGAGAGUCCACAAACGGCCCUUCUGGCUAUGCUGUUGCCUUGGUUACAGGGCACUGAUCCAUGACGGCUCUGGGGUGAUCGUGAUCUCAACGUGCUGCUCUCCUCUCCUCUCCUCCGUGUACAGCUGAAAAUCGAAAUCGCAAUUUGAACAAAUGCAAUUAGCAAAUCGUGAAGGUUGCCCAAGAAGUAAUAUCGGCCAUUUUUAAAUGUAUUAUAAAGUGAAUAUUGAACUGAAGCUUGAUUUUAAAAAUGUAUCAGAAAACCAUUCAGCCCACCUCAGUGUGUGUGUGUGUGUGUGUGUGUGUUGCCCUCCUCCUUCACACUCGCCCCUGUGUCUGUCCCACUCUGGGGCCUGGAAAGGAAGGCAUUUUACACGUUACCAUGACAGCUGGUUUUUAAUACUGUCUCAUGAGGGUUCUGUGGCUGCUGCCAUGGUAACUUGAGCAUCUGGACUGUGACUACUGAACUACUUUUUGUGUUUACUCUGUUGCUAUGGAAACCUAGUAUAGUAGCGUACUCUUCAGCAGGCAUACUGUAUGAUACUGCACUGCUUUACGACCUUUGAUUCUGUCAUACCAAAUAAACUUCCCCUUGACAACA
This is a messenger RNA of Alosa sapidissima (American shad), 6063 nucleotides long. It is a transcript of the gene cacna2d4a, whose product is annotated as calcium channel, voltage-dependent, alpha 2/delta subunit 4a. The record is from RefSeq and is a predicted model, not a curated record. Bases 366 to 3818 code for a protein of 1150 amino acids. The transcript has 41 exons. NCBI's taxonomy places the organism in Eukaryota, Metazoa, Chordata, Actinopteri, Clupeiformes, Clupeidae. Gene Ontology annotation, molecular function: voltage-gated calcium channel activity. Gene Ontology annotation, cellular component: voltage-gated calcium channel complex.